This is a messenger RNA of Purpureocillium lilacinum, 1527 nucleotides long. RefSeq lists its product as uncharacterized. Lineage: Eukaryota; Fungi; Ascomycota; Sordariomycetes; Hypocreales; Ophiocordycipitaceae. Gene Ontology annotation, biological process: CENP-A containing chromatin assembly; chromosome segregation. The record is from RefSeq and is a predicted model, not a curated record.
AUGGCUCGGCUCUCAAUCCCAACCAAGGCCCGGCUGCCAUCAUCUCUCCGUGUCGAGUCGUCCAACCCGGCCGUCGUCAAGGCUCUCAAUCGCUUGUCACGCGAGUCACUCAUCUCACUGGUCCUCGACUGGCUUGACGAAAACUCUCUUGCCAACGCAGUCCCGUAUCUCAAGCGAAGACGCGGUACAAUCGAGGACGACGGAGAGGAUCCCGACGACCUGUAUCCGCCAUUGCGCUCCGUCAACGAGCUGCGGGAGCUCUAUUCAGACAUGCAGCAACAGAAGGGCUCGAAGCGAGAUGUUGCCAGCCGCAUCCUGGAGGGCGAUUGGCGGCAUGGCCUCACUCUUUUCCAACUCGCCAUGGUGGACUUUUCGUACUUUGACGAGCAUCCCACCUCUCAGAAGUGGACUGCGUAUAGCAUCCUACCCCUCAAGCCGCCAUCCACGGAGGGCGAAGAGGAGCUACGCAAGAUCAACCACGAGAGCUUGACGAUACCGCGGUUCCAUCCAUCAACGUUUCUCCAGAAUCUUCAACACCAAGUUCUGCCGGACGUCAAGGCACACUACCACUUCUAUCGCCCCAAGGAUCUUCCCUUGUUGCUACUCCGCAUCUUCGUCAUCGACUCUCCAUACAACACCGGCUUGGCCAUGGCGAAUGGGGAUUCCUCCAACGCCACGGCCAAUUUUAGCGCAUCUCGAACAGUCUACUUGGCGUUCCCAGAUGGCUCUCCCGCGCUCUAUAUAUCCAGACCGCAAUCCACGGGCCUGGGAGGCGCCGGUGACUCCAAGAGCUUGCACACUCUCAUAGUCAAUGGAGUUCCCAAGGCAUUAUCCCGACCCCGACAGCGGUACACACUCAAGGGGUCGAGCUUGACCAGCAGGAACCUGUCUGCCCUGCUCGACAAGCGCGGGCCCGGACGAAGCAACGCGUGUGGUGGCGGUUGGAGCAUCUACUCGGACGAGAAAGCCAAGGAGUCUCCAUUGGAGACUGUGUUGCCGACACCUCCGUUGUCAAAGGACUCCCCGCGUCUCGGGGCGGUUCAGAAGAGGGGGGCGACGUCAUCCAAGCAACAGCGUGAAGCCAAGAGAGCGAGAAUGGUCGCAAAGGCCCGCUUUGGAAAUAGCGGUCUAGUCACAGACGGCACGGGGGUGGAGAGGGCCGAAUUCUUGAUGCGAGAUCCGUUCCCUGCGUCUCGCGGCGCAGUCCGAGGCCAGGAGGCAGGUGACGAAGAGGAGACUGCCGACGAGCAACCGCUCGACCGAAGGCGGAGCAAAGUAGACGCUGUUCUUCGGCAAGCCCGCGCCGAUGUCGAUGCCAUCGAUGACGAGGAGGAUACCUCCCGGUGGACACCAGCCGUCAAGGUUACCUUUGUAGGGUCGCAUGUUUUUGCUGGCAUCCGGCAGUUGGUUGAAGCGGGCAUUGUUGAUGGCGAGCGUAUGCCCGGCUGGAUGACCGGAGAAGCAGGUGUCACGACAGGAGUCAUCAGGCACGGACGGAUCAGGGGCCACAAGGGCGCAGGACUCUGA